This is a messenger RNA of Fonsecaea multimorphosa CBS 102226, 1185 nucleotides long. RefSeq lists its product as uncharacterized. Gene Ontology annotation, biological process: primary miRNA processing; regulation of gene expression; rRNA processing. NCBI's taxonomy places the organism in Eukaryota, Fungi, Ascomycota, Eurotiomycetes, Chaetothyriales, Herpotrichiellaceae. Gene Ontology annotation, cellular component: nucleus. The record is from RefSeq and is a predicted model, not a curated record. Gene Ontology annotation, molecular function: double-stranded RNA binding; ribonuclease III activity. The transcript has a single exon. The coding region runs from base 1 to 1185 and encodes 394 amino acids.
AUGAAGAGGUUGAAGCUCCUGAGAUGGAGCGGCACUGUACUCUCACCCCGAACGAGACCGGAACUCCUUCAAUGUCAGCCUCGAUUUCAUCGGCGGUUCCAGGCGACCGCUGCUGCUCCCUCAGAUCCCGAAGAUGAAUCCCUGCAUCAGGUCACAGAUGGACCGUAUCUCUCGGAAGAAGAACUCAUGAAGUUGCCUUCGCCUCCAGUCGCCGCAGCUAGGACGUCCGCCAAACUAGCUGCCUUGCAUGCCCGACUCGCCUUACCCUCUCGUUUUCCCCUCGAAACUUUGGCACGAACCCUCGUUGACGACUCGGCGGAUCGCUUCAGCCGGUUCAACAACAGAGCAUUUGCUCUGCUUGGGAAUGACCUGCUGGGCUUAUACACAUCUGAGUACAUUAUCAGUCAAUACCCCAGGUUACCACUCGAGGUACUCUACGCGGCAAUGUACGCAUAUCAUGGCCCGGCGACGUUGACACAGAUGACGAGAGAAUGGGGCGUUGAAGCAGCCGCGGAACCUGGUGGGGAGGUCGACCCGGGGUUAUUGCAAUUCAAGAGGAUGCCGCCGGAACAACCUCUAGCAGAUGGGGAUACAGGGUCAAGCGGCAGUAAUAACGAACCGAGAGCGAAAUGGACGCGAAGUUUAAGUGCCAGAACGGUGCACAACGAUCAGUUUGGUGAAUACCCGGAACGUCCAAGUUCGCCGGAAGAUUUGGCCUCGAAAGGCGUCACCCUACAACGAGCCAGUACGAAUUUUGUGAGAGCAGUAAUGGGCGCAGUAUACUUGCACGCUGGAAGAGCAGCCGCAAAGAAAUUUUACAGCGACCACUUCAUGUCUCGGCAAUUGGACAUGUCGAGCCUGUUCCAGUUUAAGUACCCAACCAGAGACCUGAGCCGAUUAUGUGGAAGAGAAGGAUUCCAGGCACCCGUGGCAAAGAUUCUGAGCGAAACUGGGCGGAAGAGCAGGACACCGGUGUUCGUGGUGGGAAUAUAUUCAGGCAGUGACCUGUUGGGAGAAGGCGCAGGAGCCAGCUUGGACGAAGCCAGAACACGAGCGGCCGUGGCUGCACUCAAGGGUUGGUAUCUCUACAGCCCCACCGAGUUUCGAUUGCCCAGCGAAAUGGAAGAGCCUGGGGCCAAACCGUGGACCCCGAUUCUGGUGGAUGCCGGCGAAGUGGUCGGCUAA